CUAUCAGAAUGUCAGAGCCUGUAACACUUUCCCAUUUUGCUUGCAGGGAUAAGCCUCUGUCUUAAACAUGUCAAAACAGCCAGCGUCACAUGUCAAAGCCAUUCAGGCUAAUAUUAACAUCCCAAUGGGAGCUUUUCGACCUGGUGCAGGCCACCCUCAUAAAAGAAAAGAACUUACACCUGAAGAAGUGGAGGAGAACGUUCCUGCUUCAACAGAGGAGGAGAAAAACAAGAAACAUCUCCCAGGAGCUAAGAAACUUCCAGGUCCUGCUGUCAACUUGUCAGAGAUUCAGAACAUAAAAAGUGAAUUGAAGUUUGUCCCCAAAGCUGAGCAGUAGCUGGAACAAGCAGGU
Messenger RNA from Antrostomus carolinensis (chuck-will's-widow), 352 nucleotides. It is a transcript of the gene SMPX, whose product is annotated as small muscle protein X-linked. Gene Ontology annotation, cellular component: M band; costamere; muscle tendon junction. The record is from RefSeq and is a predicted model, not a curated record. Lineage: Eukaryota; Metazoa; Chordata; Aves; Caprimulgiformes; Caprimulgidae. Bases 68 to 337 code for a protein of 89 amino acids. The transcript is spliced from 3 exons.